Molecule: messenger RNA, 1634 nt
Organism: Perkinsus marinus ATCC 50983
Lineage: Eukaryota; Perkinsozoa; Perkinsida; Perkinsidae
Product: inosine-5'-monophosphate dehydrogenase, putative
Exons: 13
Coding region: 36-1622 (528 amino acids)
Biological process (GO): GTP biosynthetic process
Cellular component (GO): cytoplasm
Molecular function (GO): IMP dehydrogenase activity
Source: RefSeq, a predicted model, not a curated record
AGACGUAUUCCCUUGACACUCCUUUCUUCACUUCAAUGCCCGCCACGACGGAACAUAAGACUCUCGGCCCAGAGCCCAUGACUGAUGAAGGGCUUUUGAUGGAGGAUGGCAUGGCAGCAGACAAACUCUUCAACGCCUCGACCACCGGCUACACGUACGACGACAUUAUUCUUAUGCCCGGCCAUGUGAAAAGUGAUGUAGAUGAAGUGUCAGUGAAGACCAGGAUCACUAAGAAGAUCUCUCUGGCUGUUCCUAUUGUUUCUUCCCCCAUGGAUACGGUCACUGAGCAUCAUAUGGCCAUAGCAGUUGCACAGAUGGGUGGUCUCGGUGUUAUUCAUAACAACAACGAGAUCUCCGAACAGGUCGCUGAAGUGCGAGCAGUGAAACGCUUCAAGAACGGUUUUAUCAUGGAUCCUAUCACUCUCGGCCCCAGUGCUACCAUCGCUGAUGUUGACAAGAUCAAGGCCACACGUGGAUUCUCCACCGUUCCCGUCACUGAGAGCGGGUCAAUGGGCAGUAAGCUGUUGGGCCUAGUCACCAGCCGCGAUAUCGACUUCAGAAAGGACAGAAGCAUCAAGCUAUCUGAGGUGAUGACCCCUGCCGAUAAGCUAGUCGUGGGUUGCGAUCCCAUAUCUCUCCCCGAGGCCCAUCGCAGGAUUAGAGAGUCAAAGAAAAACAAGCUUCCCAUCGUGAAUAAGAAUGGGGAUCUCGUUGCCUUGAUCUCGCGUCAAGAUCUUAAAUCAUCCCGUAAUUAUCCGAACGCCACGUUGGACGCUAACAAGCAGUUGAUGGUGGGAGCUGCCGUCAGUACCCGCCCAUGUGACGAGGCUCGCGCCCAGCAGCUGAUCGAGGCUGGUGUCGAUGUCAUCGUGGUGGAUUCCUCCCAGGGGUGGUCUGACUAUCAAGUUCACUUCAUCAAGAGGAUCAAACACGAUUUCCCCACUAUGGAGAUCAUCGCUGGCAAUGUUGUGUCGGUCCGACAAGCCAAGGCUCUCCUUGAUGCUGGCGCCGACGGCAUACGUAUCGGCAUGGGCAGUGGCUCCAUCUGCACCACUCAAGAGGUGUGCGCUGUCGGCCGUGCACAGGGCUCUGCGGUUUAUCAUGUAAGCAAGUUCGCAGGAGAGCGAUACAAUGUUCCUUGCAUUGCUGACGGUGGCAUCCAAACCUCCGGUCACAUCAUGAAAGCACUCUCCCUCGGCGCAUCUGCGGCCAUGGUGGGUUCUCUGUUCGCUGGUACCGAAGAGACCCCCGGUGAAUUCUUCUGGCAUGAUGGUGUGAGAAUGAAGACAUACAGAGGAAUGGGAUCACUCGAGGCUAUGCAGAAUCGCUCGGGUGAACGCUACUUUGCCGAAUCCGCCAAUAUCAAAGUCGCGCAGGGAGUGAGCGGAGCCGUUGUUGAUAAGGGAAGCGUCACCAGCCUCAUCCCUUAUAUCAUGGAGGGUGUUAAGCAGGGUAUGGCUUACGUAGGCGCUCAGAGCGUGCCUGAGCUCCACGCGGCUAAUGUCAGCGGUGAGCUCAGAUUCGAGGCUCAAACCGGAAGCGCUAUCAAGGAGGGUGGUGUUCAUUCCAUGCUGAAGUUCUCCAACAACUCAAGCAAUCGUUCAGCCGGGCGUGUUGCGUGAACAUAAAUACCA